Molecule: messenger RNA, 5447 nt
Organism: Balaenoptera acutorostrata (minke whale)
Lineage: Eukaryota; Metazoa; Chordata; Mammalia; Artiodactyla; Balaenopteridae
Gene: KCNA2
Product: potassium voltage-gated channel subfamily A member 2
Exons: 3
Coding region: 574-2073 (499 amino acids)
Biological process (GO): protein homooligomerization; potassium ion transmembrane transport
Cellular component (GO): dendrite; voltage-gated potassium channel complex; juxtaparanode region of axon
Molecular function (GO): delayed rectifier potassium channel activity; protein binding
Source: RefSeq, a predicted model, not a curated record
CGAGCGCCUGCCCAGUUCAAAUGCCACCGCGCCCGGAGGGAGGCCUGCAGUUUAGGGAUCCCUGAGGGAGAGCAACGUCACACCUCCUGAGGACAGCCAGGAGGACUCUGGCUUUUGCUGAGCAUUGCAUCUUGCCUCCUUCCUUUCAAAGGCUCCAGACCCAAUCUCGGCUGUCCUCGAGUCCUGCGUGCCCUUGACCAGGCAUCCCACUGCCCCUCCAGCCCAGCCCAGCCCUGGAGCUCACCUCCAGGACCUGGAGCUUACCCUCCUGCCCAGAAUGACUCACCAUUAUUUCUAGCUCAAGUGAGAAGACGUGAUGGGGAAUCAGGCUGCCUGUUUGUGUAUCUAGGAUUCCUGCAGCAUCGGAUCAGUUCUGCAAGGAAGAGAGCUGCAGAUUCCUGCCUUGCCAGCCAAGCGGGGCUAUCUCUCUGGCUCUCAGAGAGACCUGGGGGCUCCCCUGCAGGAGCGCAGGCCAAUGCUGCUGUGUUUCCUGGGGCCGUAAGCAGCACCCUGAGCUCCCUGCCGCCAGGCAGCUAGAAGGCGUAGCGAGAGGCGCUUCUCUUGGUUCCAAUUAUGACAGUAGCCACCGGAGACCCAGUGGAUGAGGCCGCUGCCCUCCCUGGGCACCCGCAGGACACCUAUGACCCAGAAGCAGACCACGAAUGCUGUGAGAGGGUGGUGAUCAACAUCUCAGGGCUGCGGUUUGAGACCCAGCUAAAGACCUUAGCCCAGUUUCCAGAGACCCUCUUAGGGGACCCAAAGAAGCGGAUGAGAUACUUUGACCCUCUCCGGAAUGAGUACUUUUUCGAUCGGAACCGCCCAAGCUUUGAUGCCAUUUUGUACUACUACCAGUCUGGGGGCCGGUUGAGACGACCCGUGAAUGUGCCCUUAGAUAUAUUCUCUGAAGAAAUUCGGUUUUAUGAGCUGGGAGAAGAAGCAAUGGAGAUGUUUCGGGAAGAUGAAGGCUACAUCAAAGAGGAAGAGCGUCCUCUACCCGAAAAUGAAUUUCAGAGACAGGUGUGGCUUCUCUUUGAAUACCCAGAGAGCUCAGGGCCUGCCAGGAUUAUAGCUAUUGUAUCUGUCAUGGUGAUCUUGAUCUCCAUCGUCAGCUUCUGCCUGGAGACGUUGCCCAUAUUCCGGGAUGAGAAUGAAGACAUGCAUGGCAGUGGAGUGACCUUCCAUACCUAUUCCAAUAGCACCAUCGGGUACCAGCAGUCCACUUCCUUCACCGACCCUUUCUUCAUUGUAGAGACCCUCUGCAUCAUCUGGUUCUCCUUUGAGUUCUUGGUGAGGUUCUUUGCCUGUCCCAGCAAAGCCGGCUUCUUCACCAACAUCAUGAACAUCAUUGAUAUUGUAGCCAUCAUCCCCUACUUCAUCACCCUGGGAACAGAGCUGGCUGAGAAGCCAGAAGAUGCUCAGCAGGGCCAGCAGGCCAUGUCACUGGCCAUCCUUCGAGUCAUCCGGUUGGUAAGAGUCUUUAGGAUUUUCAAGUUGUCCAGACACUCCAAAGGUCUUCAGAUUCUAGGUCAGACCCUCAAAGCCAGCAUGAGAGAAUUGGGCCUCCUGAUAUUCUUCCUCUUCAUCGGGGUCAUCCUUUUCUCUAGUGCUGUCUAUUUCGCAGAGGCCGAUGAGCGAGAGUCCCAAUUCCCAAGCAUCCCGGAUGCCUUCUGGUGGGCAGUCGUCUCCAUGACAACUGUAGGCUAUGGAGACAUGGUUCCAACUACUAUUGGGGGAAAGAUCGUGGGUUCUCUAUGUGCAAUUGCAGGUGUGUUAACCAUUGCCUUACCUGUCCCCGUCAUAGUGUCCAAUUUCAACUACUUCUACCACCGGGAGACAGAGGGAGAGGAACAGGCCCAGUACUUGCAAGUGACGAGCUGUCCAAAGAUCCCAUCCUCCCCUGACCUAAAGAAAAGUAGAAGUGCCUCUACCAUUAGUAAGUCUGACUACAUGGAGAUCCAGGAGGGGGUAAACAACAGUAACGAGGACUUUAGAGAGGAAAACUUGAAAACAGCCAACUGCACUUUGGCUAAUACAAACUAUGUGAAUAUUACCAAAAUGUUAACUGAUGUCUGAUUGAACCCUAUUAACAUACUCACAGCUCAAUGGAACUAAUGCGGAUAUUGCAUAAUAGCCUGCAUUGUAGUCAGUGUGUUCUACAGUGUGUAUCUGGUUCUGCAUGGAAAGCAAUAGUCGUGCAAGUGACUUUUGAUCUUUUGAUUUUUGAUUUAGAACACAGAAUAUGUAUCCAUGGCUUUCAUGCAAAUCUUCAUCACCGGCUUAGGGGUUUCCAAAGAUGGGAGUCACCUAUGGAAGCCAGGAUUUCAGAAGGACACAUUGAGGCCACCUCAUAGCAAAUACAGAACCCACCACAUCAGUGUCACCUUUUCUUCCUAAUGAAAUGCACACGGCAUCUCGGAGAUGCAAUUCCCCCCCCCACCCCACUUGAGCCUACCUCCCCCUUCACAGAGGAAAACCACGGUAGCUUAGCUUUAAAGUUCUGCUAAUUAUUCGAAAGGUCUUUCCCAUUUUUGCAUUGAAAAGAACACACAGUGCUGUGUGUUGGAAUUACUUUCUGUGUCACAGGCUGGGGGUUUGUGAAUUGCAGUUGCCAAGCAGACGCUCCGGAGGCUUGUGUUUCAUAACGGAAAAGACUGCAUUUGGUUUUUUCUCUGCAAUGUCGAUGUGAGGGAAGCCCAGGGGAGGGACAGUUAGGAUGACCGAAUGUGAGUUGUCAAGUUUCACAUUUGCUCCCUUAGCCCUAUGGGGAGAAGGUAACAAACCAAGGGACCUCUCAGCUUCAGAUUUCACCAUUUUUGCAGGCUUCAGGGUCACAACAACAUGUCUGAUUUCUUCGUUACACUGGAGGUUGCAGGCAUCUGCUUUCCUAGUGCUGGGGCCCAGCUACACUGACACUGCAGUGAAAUUUACCAGUGAUGCGAUAGAGCUGCAUGGGUGUUUGUUGCAUGAAUCUCAAUAUUUAAAACACAGGAGAUAACCUAUUUUCUUCGUAGCCUACACAGUAUUCAUAUUUAGAGUAUUAAUAGCCUAGGAAUGGCAUUGAACGAGGGUUGUUUUUUUUUUUUUUCCCAUCAGAAGACAAAAGCCCUCAAUCAGGAGAAAAAAAAUAGACUGUUUGGGGUGGGGAACCAAAACUUCUGGCCCUCCAGCCCACCCCACCCCUCUUCUUCCAAAUGGGGGCACACAGCUCUGCAAAGCCGGGAAAGUGAGCAGGGAAAGCAGUGUCUAAACACCUCAAGUGACUGCACCUUAGGAAUUAACCUAGUCAUGGGCAUGACUGUAUAGCUGACUGGGGCAUCUCGUCCUGAGGAAAGGCGGAUCUGUGGAUCCAGUGUAUAUAAAUAUGUAUCGAGUAUCUCUUUCACGAAUUCCUCUACCUAGCUAGCUAUAGAAAAAAUUGCAUUUGAACCUUGUAUAAGCUUAUGCAAUAUUUUUGACACAGGGCAAUAUAUGCAUGUGUUUGACUAUGUGCACUAGAGUGUAUAUAUAUAUAUACACACAUAUAUAUAUAUUUAUAUAUACAUAUAUAUACAUACAUACGUGUGUAUAUGUAUAUAUGCACACAUACAUAUAUAGUCGUUCUCUGGAGUUCAGGUUCAGGAGCAAAUCCACUGCUUGGUGGGUUGGUUGUCUCAGAGGCCUAAUGGGUUAAUUUGUCUCAUUGGUCAUCCCACUGGGCCUAGGUUUGCUGCCAUUGCCUCAGACACUCCAGUCUUCAUGGAUUCUUAGAUGUUCGAAUUGUCUUUCUGCCCUCCAUGUGCUGCAGCUUCAGUUUCUCAUGGCUGAAGCUUGUCUUACUGAGUGCACAAGGGCCCUAGGGCCCUCACAGCUCCAGCUGUCCUGGGCCAGACCCAACCCAGGCCUCCUCUCUACAGCCCAUCAUCUUCAUCAUCUCCGUUCUCGUCUUUCCCCAACCUGUCCGGUUUUUAUUUAAGACGUAGAAUGUAUUUACCAAUAUAGAACAUACACAAGAGACCUACAUAUACCAUGAACGAAGACACAACCUGCAACUCUGUUGCAAAAUACACAAAAACAACAUGGUCAUUUGCCUCUGCAUCAGUCACUUUCAUGAAUCUUUCCCCAAAGAGCCAGAAUGGAUCACCUGCUUUGAAACCAAGGACACUAAGGAGGAGGGCUCCUGGGGACCCAAUUCCACAGGUCUGGGCUGAAAGGAAACCUCCUCUAUGUGGAAAUUUCUGAAGUUCAGGACCAAGGGAUGGAAUCCCUAGUUGAUCCACAGGCAUCAUGUUCUCUCAAGCUCUCUCCGCAUUAAACUGGCAACCAGGGCUGUUUAAGAAACCAAAGGCUGGGUAAAGAAUCAUUCCCCACCCCCAGAAUAGGCUGAGAGUGAAGGAGCACUGCAUAGCCUAAAGGUAGAGCUCAGCUGGCCCUGGAAUAGAUGGAGGUGGGGAAGCUUUUGCCUCACAAACUGGGCUUCUUUGCCUUUCAACAUAAUAGCUUAAAUUUCCCAAACACAGCGAGUUGUGUGGUCAGGCUGCCCAGCCAUGACUCCAGCCCCGGCCUCACUGUUGGCUCUUCAGCACCUACAGUUACCCUGGGGGGGUGGGGCACCAGCCCAGGGUGCUCACUAGUUCCUGGUCACCCACAUCCCCAGGGGUCUGCAGGGCAUCCCAGGCCCAGCGCAAAGCCUCUGUGCUUCUCUUCCUCUCCUAUAUGGGAGGUGGUGCUGCAUUUCCAAGACAUAGGGUGGAGGGACGCAGACCUUGGGAAAAUAGAUGGUAGAACAACCCAUACCUAAGGCCUAGGUUGUGGGGUAGAUAUUUUAUCCCAGUGUCCUUGACCUGGGACUAUAAAAUGUUCACCCACACCAGCACACAGACAUGCACACCCAUCACAAAAGAGACCUACAUUGUUGCCAUACACAAAUACAAAACAUGCACCACGUGUGCAAAAUACACAGAGAACCAAUUAAUGAAAAGGGCACUCAAAAGGUAUACGGUUAUACCUAUAUCCAAAACAUGCACACUCAGCACAGACAUGGAAUGUACUUACCAAUACAGAACAUAUACAAAUACCUACAUACACCACGUACAAACCUGCAACUCAGAUGCAAAAUACACAAAAAAUACAUGGACACAUGGGUAUACAUACAGAAUACACAAAAGAUACUUUACUAUUAUUUCUGCACACAAAAUACAAACUCGGUUUAUACACACAAUACAUUUAUUCAUAUUAGGUACACAAAAUACAGCACACACACCCAAGAACACACACCCACACCACACAUGAAAUGUGUACAUAUACUCAGAUCCAUUGUUCUGCCCCCAUAGCUAUAAAUUAAUAGGCAUAAACAAAAGAUCAGAUUUAAUCAUCUUUCCCUAGCCUGCGUCUCUCCCCCUCAAUAUCCUUCGGGAAAUCUCUUCCUCUAGUCUUUUCCCCCACCUCACUCCUAGAUUUCAGAAAAAUAA